AUGCCUGUCUCACUCGCACACCAGCAGCAAGUUGGCGAUUCUUCCACUGUCACAGAUGAUCAAACGACACAAGAAGCUCCUAGAAAACACCCGCGUAUUGAGACAAGGAGAUCAAUACCGCAGUGCUAUCCUCAACUCCCUAUACUUUAUAUGCCACCCUCGCAUCAAGUUUUCCUUCCACACACCGUCGCAUCAGCACCAGUCGAGAUGCCUCCAACUACUCAGCCCUCGGUCUCCGAUCAGAGAAGAUCUUCCACUCACUCAUCGCGAACCACGACUGGUCAGGAAGCGACCCCUGCCUUUCGUACUUCCUCGAACGCUGGCCAAAACUACUUUGCUGCCACCAGUUUUACUCCAAACACUGCACAGACUGGACCUCCGUCAUACGCCUCUGAUUCCAAUGUGUCGCCAACCUUUUCGUUGAACAACAAUGGCAGCCAUUGCAUACCAGCUGCACGUCCUGAGUUCGAGCACAUGAUUGUUUCGGUGAACCGCCAGAAGCUGUCCAGCGACGACAUGCAGUGGACCACUCAAUUCCCUUUGAAGGAUCUCAGUAACUCAAAAGACAAUGCCAUCUCGAUCAGCACGUUCUUUUUCAGCCGUCUGCUUGGUGAGAUCUACGACAAUCUGCGCAGCCAGGCUCAGGAAGAAGGUCUUUCUGUUGUCUGGGUCAUGUCAGCCAUUGGUCAGUUGGGUGUCGUUCGUGACGACGGUUCUCUGAGGGCAGUCGUCUUGGACCACCAAAACUCUGGUCAGCAUACAGUUCAGUUGUACGUUGUCAGAGAAAAGGCUGAGGGCACUGUGCUUCCCGAAUCUCAGGUCAUCUCCUCAAAGACCUUCAUGCUACCCAAGAUUCCGUCCGUGUCUAGUGUUCUGAGCCCGGAUAUGACACAGCAAGACAACACACCCAGACAACCCAAGUUUCCCAAUGGUUUCGGCUUCUAA
This is a messenger RNA of Aureobasidium namibiae CBS 147.97, 945 nucleotides long. RefSeq lists its product as uncharacterized. The transcript is spliced from 2 exons. Bases 1 to 945 code for a protein of 314 amino acids. Lineage: Eukaryota; Fungi; Ascomycota; Dothideomycetes; Dothideales; Saccotheciaceae. The record is from RefSeq and is a predicted model, not a curated record.